AUGAGAGUGUCAAACAACUUUGAAAGGCAUAACUCCAAUAAUACAGCUGCUGCUAACAUUAGAAACAAGCCUAGCCACACCAAUCCUAACCAGACUAUCACUCAAAAUAAGCCUCCUAGUACUAAUUUACCCACCCCUCCUAACCCUGUCAUCCCUCACACUUUAGCUACCAAGUUGAGAGCUCAAGAGGCUAUGAAAGCUGAUGAUAUUGAUAUUACCCCUCCUAAAAUCACAAUAAAACAAGGAUAUCCUGCUGUGGUCUUAUUCUUGGACUUGGCCACUUACAAGAAAACAAGGGGUAGUGUAGCCAAAGUCAAAAUCCAAAUUGAUCUAACCAAACAAAGACCCCAACACAUUUGGAUGGGCUUUGAUGAAGAUGAAAAUGGAGAUGGCAGGUGGCAAUCUAUUCAAUAUGAGGGAGUGCCAGACUACUGUACUUACUGCAAACAUCAAGGUCACACCAUACAUGCUUGUACUGUUAAAAGAAGAGAUGAUGACAAUAAGAAAAAGAAUGAGCAAGAAGAGGAGACCAGAAACACAGACAAAACCAUCACUGAUAAGAGAAAUGCCCUGCACCAUGCUACUGAUCAGCACAAGAGAAGAGGCAAGAAAGAUAUUCAGCACAACCAAGGUAUCAGAACCACAGGAGCUCAAGCUAAAGGCAAAUAUGUUCCAGUACAUCAGAACAAUAAUGGCCCAGGUAAGAUUCUUACUUCUAAUGUUACUUCUAACAAUUAUGCUGAUCUUGUCCCACAAGAUCAGCCCACUAACCAUGUCCAGCAGAACCAUGGAAAACACCACCAACAACAUACACAACAGCAUAAAACACAAGGCUUCAUGUUACUUGGAGAAAGUUCUGUACCUCUCCAACAUAACACUAACAGCAACCAUCAAAGGAAAAAUCAGCAGCAAGCAGAAGAAGAUGAGCUCAGAAGCAACAAUCUCAAUGAUACAGUUCAGGGUAAUAUGACUAAUAUUCAGGUCAACAAGGGUCAGAGGCAACAAACUGAGGUACUGGUUACUGAACAAAAUAUGGGAGAGGACCAAACUCCUAAUAUCAGGCAACCAAGUGGGAACUAUGCUCUGGUUCCAGAACAAUCAGGUAUUCAUGUGACCCCUCUGCAAACAGAAGAUACAUCCAAUGAAAUUCAGGCCACACCUCUCCAAAUUCAUGAUUUAUCCAAUGAGAGGCAGGUGCUUAGUAAAGAAGACAGUUCAGAAGACUUGUCUGAUGAAUAUAGGGUCACUCAUUCUGAAGAUGAGGAAGAUCCUAACCAGUGGGAGGAUGAACAAUAG
Messenger RNA from Solanum dulcamara, 1296 nucleotides. RefSeq lists its product as uncharacterized. The coding region runs from base 1 to 1296 and encodes 431 amino acids. The record is from RefSeq and is a predicted model, not a curated record. The transcript is spliced from 5 exons. Lineage: Eukaryota; Viridiplantae; Streptophyta; Magnoliopsida; Solanales; Solanaceae.